AUGAAAUAUAAUUUUAAGCUGAUUCUUCUUCUACAGUAUUGUAUUUAGGUUAUAGUAUCACAGGACUAAUGCAUAUAGGGCUGUAUAAGCUGUAAUGCUGCUGAAUCUUUCUAAAAAUAAGAGUGCCUGCAGAGUGAUUAAGGUUAUUAAUUAGAUAAAUCAAAUAGUUUAUGCAUUUAUUAAUUGUGUGAUGAAAACUUAUACUACUAAACAAAUGCAGAUCCAACAAAAAGCCAAUGCUUAGCUAUUUGCAAUGAUUAUUAUUAAGCUAAUGAUAUUUAGAAUACAUGUAAUCUUUUAAAUUAAUGUCCUUAGAGUUUUAUUACAAGCUCUGAUUAUAGUAGCAAUACUAGUAUACUAAAUAUACUUUCUUAUUAAGAUAACUCCUAUCUUGUUUAAUAUAGCAAUUUUCUAAAUUAUGUAAAUAAAACAACAGGAGAAAUAAUCCUUAGAUUUAAUUAUGAUAGCAAUAAUUUAGGCGUCUACACUCUUAAUGGCAAUUUAUUUAUUAUUUUGAUGGAUUAUUCUAUCAAUUUAUGGGAAAUUGAAAAAAAUACAUAUUAAAAAUUAUGUUAAAUAAUGUUUGGAAAAUUAAGCAAUAAUACUCUUAUGUACUAUGUUGAAGAGGAAUAUUACUACAUUGUCACUUAUGACUUUUCAAAGAAUACAAAUUAUAUUAAUCUUUUCAACCUUUAGUAAGAAAUAAAAGUUAUUGAUUUGUAAUUAUCUAAUUCCUACUAAAAAAUUUUUUUCUUUUCUUAAUACAUUGUUAUUUAAGAUAAUACAAAAAUUAAGUUAAACUAGUUAAUCUUAAAAUAAGAAAAUAUAGCCAGCUUUUACUUAAAUGAAAUUACGCCAAAUUUUAUUUGUAAUAUUAUCACUGAUUAGGAGAUAAAGAAUUUGAUAUAUUCACUAAAUAAUAAAAAAUACAUCUUUUUCUAGCAAAAUUAAUAAAAUUUUAAUAUUAUCGAUGAAGAAUAACAAAACUGUUUUGAAGUUAAAGUUGGAAAUCAAAUUAUGAAAAUUGAAUUAGUAGAAUCGUAAUAAAGUAAUGACUUAUUAAUUAUUUAACUUUAAACUCAAAUAAUUAUUAAAGCUAUUAGUGAUAUUAAUAAUAAUUUAGACUAAAUAUCAUUAAACGGAAAUCCUCUAAUCCUAGAUGUUUUGAUAAAUAAUAUUAAUCAAUAAAUGUUUAUUUUAACAAAUUAAAAUUAAAUUACAUGCAUUUAAUAAUAAAAUUAAAAUGGUAAAUUUUAAUACAAUGUAAUUAAAACUCUCCCUGUUUUAAUUAAAAAUCCCUAAUAAUUAAUAUAUCCAUCAUAGAGCAAUUAAAUUUAAAACAUUUUUUUCACUAUUGGAAAAGACUUCUAAUAAUUUUAUUUUAGCUAUUCUGACAUAUAAGUUGGAUAUAUUUCUAAAAGUUUUAGGUAAUCUUAUUUAUCUAAUAAAGGAUUAAUUAAUAAAAUUAUUUAUGAAAAUAAUUAAUCUUUAUUAUAUGUUUGCUCACAAGAUGGGAUGCUAACAGUAUGGAAUAUUAUUACAUAAUUUAAUGCUGAAUACUAUAAGGAAUACUUGUUUAAAAAUGAUAGUUGUAGAGAUUUUGUUUAGCUUUAAAAUACGAUUGCGGCUGUUUUAUUACAAUAUUCUAUUGUUAUUUUUGAUUUGAAUGACUAAAGCAAAAAGACUGUAUUAACUUAAACAGAUAUGCAAUUUAUUUAAUAAUAUUCUCUUUCUACUAAUGGGUAAUACAUUUUAAUUCAUCUUGAUUCAUGCACAAAGAUAAUAGAUAUUAAUCUCAAUAUUUUAGUUGAUAAAUGCAUUGCUCAAAAUAUUGUAAAUUCUGAAAUAUCUUCUAAAUAAAUAAUUUAUAUUUAUGGGUAAUAGUUUAUAAAUGCAUAUUAAAUAGAUUUAACAAAUAAUGAUCUAAUAUUGCAGAGUUAUUCUAUUCAAAAUUGUCAGAAUAUAGUAAACUUCUUUUUAGACGAAAGUAUUCCUAAUUAAAUUUAAAUAAUCUACUUUGAUUCAAUUUUGUAAUAGCUAUUUGUAUUGGAUGAUAAGUUGAACAUCUAAUUUCAAGCUUAAUUAAAUUCAAUAUCUAAAUUCAUUAGUAUUAAACCCUUCAUAGAUUUAAAUUAGCAAACUACACUUUUUUUGGUUUAUAAGACUAGUGUAAUAACAUAAGGUAACUUAUAUUUUAUAGCUGCCAUAAAUGAGAUAGGUAAUUAAUUUACGCAAAUCUAAAACAUGACAAAUAGUUUAGGAAUUUACUAAGUAGAUAAUUAUUUAAAUUAUAAUGGAUAGCUUAUAUUUAAUAUGAUAUUAGCAUCCAAUAAUAUUACAGACUCUUUAAUUUUUACAAUAUAAUGGAAUGCUGUUUAAGGUACAUCUAAUAUAGAAUAACUAAUCGUAAAUACUGGAGAUUAAUUUACUUUUCUUACCUCCUCCUAUAAUACCUAAUUUAUUUACACAGGAAGUAAAAGUGGAUUUACAGGAAUAAGUUCAUCUACUUCUAAAUAUGCAAAUUUAAUUUACUAAAAUCCUCCUAAUGAUACAAACAAUAUAUAGUAAGUAGUAUAAAGUUAUCAACUAAAUAGAAUAUUUGUUGUAAAAAAAAAUAUUAAGGAAUUUGAUUUAAUUUUGAAUACUUAUAUUGAAGACAUUUCUUUUGAUGAUAUAAGUUAAAAUUAGAUAGAAUACGUUUAAGGUUUUAAGAUCUCUAAUAAUCUUCGAUUAAUUUCAUGUUAUAAAAGUCAGUCAUUUUUAGUAAAAUCUUAUAAUUAUACCACUCCUUAAGUCUUUAAACUUAAUAAUUUUGGGAUUAUAAGCAACUAUUAUAUAAAUGAGGAUUAAAACAUAAUCUUUAUUUAUGGAACAAAAUUAAGUAUAUUUAAUUUAGCUUUACAAAAUGAAUUUAUUAUAAUUCCCUCUAAUACUUAAAAUAAUUUAAUUGCUUAAUGUAUAUUCCCUGAUGGAUUAAUUAUCUGCAAAUAAGGAAACUAUUAGCUAAUAUUUUUGAAUAGUCUAGAUUUUACUAUAAUCAAAUAAUUCUAAGUUACAGGAAUAGAACUAGGAUUUUUUUUAAAUUUUGACUAAAUAAAUAACAGAUUUUAUAUCUAUAAGCAAACAAUAUAAGUGUAUACAAUUUUAGGCUAAUUUAUAUUUUCUUUGGAUCAACUUUAUCAAGAUAUCAUUGAGUUUAACUUUUAUGGAAAUUACAUCGCAGUUUUAACCAUAGGAAAUGGAUACAUAUAUGAUAGAGUGACAUAGAAUUAUGUCAGCACAUUUUUAAGUAGCUAAGGUGGAAAUAUUAUAAAAAGUAUUUACAUUGCUUAGUAAAAUCAUCUUUUGUUUUUUAGUAAUUAUGUAACUCGUGGAAUUUAGGUAUUUGAUUUAACGAACUUAAAAUCUAAGAACCCACUAUUUCUUUCUUUUAAUCCUUCAGUACAAAUUGUUGAUUUUGCUUAUGAAGAGUCUUGCUAAAUGCUGAUUAUUGUAAACCAAAUGGGUAAUAUAGAAGUUUUUAACUAUCCAUUAGGUUUAAGCUAUAAUUUUUUACCUAUUGAUUAAUUUCAAAAUAACAAAGCAUCAGGUUUUUCAAUAGAUUAUUUAACAAAUUCAUUAAUUGUUUAUAAUAUAAAUUUAGUAGUGUAAUUAAACUAUAAUCUUUUAACUCAAAAAAUUUAUUAAAUAGUCUAGCCAAUUUAAUAUUAAUAUAUCAUAAAAACAGAUUAAAAUAAUAAACACAGUUUUAUUACAGAUAAUAUUUUCUUCACUGCUGAUAAUUAAUUAAUACAUUAUGACUUUUAAAAUAAUUUAUUGCUUUAUAAUUUAACCUUAUCAGCUAAUUAAGUUGUAAAAAGCUUUUAAUUAGUAAAUGACUUGAUAAUACUUGGGACUUCUAUGGGUUAAAUUAUUACCUAUAAUUUAACUAAAAGGGCAUCAUUUAUUUUGAGUCUUUAAUAUAUCUAACCUGUUGUAAAUAUAUAGUCAAUAUCAACUUAAUUUUGGUUCUCUUAGAAAGAUGGUUCAAUUAACAUUUUCUAAAUAUAAAAUUUUAGUUAGUUUUCAUUACCAAGCUCAAGUUUUAAUUUACAAACUGUAACAAAGAACUAAAAUUAAGUAUAACUCAAUUUAAUUAUUUUGGAUGAAUAAUAUAACCGCUACUUUGUUUAAUUUGUAAAAUAAAAAAGAUGCAUUGUAAUUAAUAUGAUAACAAAUGCUAUUUUAUAAAACAUGUCUUUUCCAACAGAUGAAAUAAGCAAAAUAAUGAUAACUACAUAAUAUGUAAUUUUGUAUUCAACAGCAUAAAUAAAUGUUCACAGAAGAGAUAAUCUUUUUUUCUAAUAAUAAAUAAGAUGUAACAACAGAUUAGAUUAAAUAACAGACUUAAAAGUUCUAAAUGACUCUGUUUAUUUAAUUACUUUUACAAAUAGAAUAGAUAUUUACUUUUUAAUAGAUAAUUAAAAUACAAUAGAACUUGUUGAUUCAUUAAGCACUUAAUUUCCAGUGAUUAUAUAUUCUAAUUAUGAUUCAUCUAACACUCUUCUUAAUUUUGUAGGAUUUUCAAGUACAAAUAUCUUUGAAAAAAAAUAUUGGCUAGCAAGUUAUACUUUUUCUUCUUAAUGGUGUAGCUCAGUUGUAGAAGGUUCUACAAGUGUUUAGUUUUUAAAAAAUUUAAAUGAUUUAAAAGAUUCAAAUAUCAACAUGUAGCAAUAGUAGUUACUUUAUCUAAAUUUAUUUGAUUUUACUCCUAUUAACUCAAUUAAUUAAUAACUAACUUCUAUGAUUCUUUAAUCUUUUGACUAAAAAUCAGCUUUUGAUAUAAAUUAAUAAAGUUUUUAAAGUAUCUAAAGUGAUGCAUACCUUAAAAAUUUUGAUUUGAAUUUUACAGAGUAAGGAAUUUAUCAGUUUAGUAAUUAUACAAAAAAUAUAUACAUUUAGGAUUUAAAGAUUGAAUCAUAAAACAUUUUAAAUGUAUCAAUUAGUUUUUCCUAAAAAAAUUUAAUAGUUAUUAAUAAUUUAAUUUUAACGAAUGUUAGUGACAACUUUCCAAACAAAACAUAAAAUAGUUCAAAUUAAAAUUUAGAUUAAGAUUUUCAAAAUUUUUUGGACUUUCAAGAUUGUUAAAAAGUAAUAAUCUACAAUUUAUAGAUAUUCCAAGCAAAUAUAAAAAACAUUUAACAGUUUUUAAUAUUUUCAAGAAUAAAUUAAAUAGUCUUAAAAAAUGUUACUGUGAAAGAAUCGAAUUUUGAAAUAAUGGCCUUUUUUGAGAAUAUACAAAAUAUUAAUAUCGAAAAUAUUUAUUUGACAGUAUUCAAUAAAUAACCAUGGAAAAUACUAUAAUUUAAAAUCAAUCUAUUUCUGGAAUAUAAUUAAAUUUUAAGAAUCAAAAAAUAAUAGUAAUUAAUAAUUUGGUAUUAGAAAAUAUAUUUGACUCAAAGCAAAACUAAAGAUUUGAAAGUAGAUUUUAAAAUGACUAUUUCGUUCAUUUUUUUAAUUGUACUGAAAUUUAUAUUUACAACUUAAAAAUUAGAAAUUUACACAUUUAAAAUUUAACAACUUUAUUGUUGUUUGAAGAAAUUAAUUAAAUUUCAAUUGAUAACUUGA
Messenger RNA from Tetrahymena thermophila SB210, 5607 nucleotides. RefSeq lists its product as hypothetical. Gene Ontology annotation, molecular function: protein binding. The transcript has 2 exons. The record is from RefSeq and is a predicted model, not a curated record. NCBI's taxonomy places the organism in Eukaryota, Ciliophora, Oligohymenophorea, Hymenostomatida, Tetrahymenidae.